Molecule: messenger RNA, 865 nt
Organism: Thlaspi arvense
Lineage: Eukaryota; Viridiplantae; Streptophyta; Magnoliopsida; Brassicales; Brassicaceae
Source: the annotation of a GenBank genome assembly
AAAAAGGUUAAAAAGAGGAACCAGGGAAUAGAGAAUCAAAAGUGUGAGAGAAAAACCAUCAUUACAACCAUCACUCACCUCACUAGAAGCAUCCCACAUUGCAUCUUACAUUGCCCACAAAACCUAAAUCCCAAACAAAUCAUUGCUUCUCUCUCUCUCUCUCUCAAUCCUCAACUUCUCCAUAAACUCAAAUUCCAAACACACAGCUUCUCUCUCUCUCUCUCUCUAAACACACACACACAUAUAUAUAUACAUAUAUAGAUGCAUGGUUGAUAAGAAAGAUUUGUAGACACAAGAAAGGAAGAUUGAGAGCUUUAAGAGAGAAAGAAGAGCCUGGCUUGUGUUUCUUGAAAUGGGAAAAGGCUACAGAUUAGUAAUCAGUCUUCUUAUUCUUCUAUGUUUCCUCUUCUCAGGUACAAAUGCUAAUAGUACUGAACCAAUAGAAGAAGAAAAAGACAUAACAACACCGUUAGCCACAAACCCAACCACCACCGCACCAACCGUCGUUCCUAACUCCGACUCUGACGCUUCCGCCGUUGCCACAACGCCUCUAGCGAUUCCAUCGCCACCACGCGGUGCAGCCUACCCAGGCGAAAGCUGGUGCGUGGCGAGAGAAAACGCAGCAAAAAUGGCGUUACAAGCGGCUUUGGACUACGCGUGUGGGAUCGGUGGAGUAGACUGCUCGGAGAUCCAAGGAGGAGGAAAGUGUUAUAACCCAAACUCGUUGAGAGCACAUGCCUCUUUUGCAUUUAACAGUUAUUACCAGAAGAAUCCAAUCCCUAGCAGUUGCAACUUUGGUGGAACUGCUGUCACUAUCAGUGGUGACCCAAGUGUAGGAUCAUGCCACUUUCCGUCUACAAGGUGA